GUCUACAUGUGUGUGUGCGUUUGUGUUUGUAUGAAUGUACGUAUUUCAAUGUAUUUCUUAUUAAUUAAUGCGGGUACCUUAUUUAAAAUUCCACCAAUAAAAAAACAAAACAAAACAAAACGGUUCGAGAGAAAUAGCGUCCGCAUCUAACAGUUCAAAUCGUUCGGUCAAGCACUCAAGACAUUUAAGUAGCAUGGAGCUGAAAGCCCGGCGGAUGGUUAAUUCUAAAGCAGCCGUUUUACUUACUCUAAUUUUAAUUGGAGUAAAUGUCAGCGGUCAGUAUUGGAAUAACAAUGAGGACAAUGGAAAUGACUUCCGUUUUCCGAAUGAGCAGACGGAGCAAAUUGACUUUCGAUAUCCGAAUCAGCAGCAGGAGCAGCAGCCAGAGCAAAACAGGUGGGGCGUAGGUUACAAUCAAUGGGAUUACAAUCAAUGGCCAGGUGAUUUUAACCCAUAUUAUAGGCCACCACCUCCGCCACCUUGUGGAGCACCGCCUCCGGGACCGCCCCCGCCCGGACCACCUCCUCCCGGUCCGCCUCCAGGCUGUCCUCCCCCACCAAGAGGGCCUCCACCAAGAGGGUCACCGCCAAGAGGCUCACCGAACAGAAGGCCACCACCGCGAGAAAAUUGGUUUGCACCGCGUCCACCACCGAGAGAUCAUUAUCGUCAUUUUGGUACGAUUUACCACAAUAUGGAGCAGAAAAUGGAUUCACAUGAGUACAACAAAUCGGCUGAAACAGAGGAUUUGCACGACGAUUUCAAUGGCAGAUCAAUUGUUGCUCCAGGGCAAUACCCGCAUAUGGCCGCUCUGGGAUUUCACAAUGAGAAUGGAGAGAUUGAUUACAAAUGCGGCGGCAGUUUAAUAAGUGAAAACUUUGUACUAACAGCAGCUCAUUGUUUGACCACCCAUGGCACUGCUCCCGAUGUCGUCAAAAUCGGUGACAUCAAAUUGAAAGAAUGGGAAAAUGAUGUAGCACCACAGCGACGUCGUGUGGCUAAGAUCCAUUUGCAUCCUUUAUACAAUGAUACAUACUAUUAUCAUGACAUUGGGCUAAUCGAGUUAAAUCGACCAGUGGAAUACACUUGGUUUGUGAAACCAGUAAGAAUUUGGGUGCGAAACGAAAUACCUUACGAAAAGGUACAUAGCAUGGGUUAUGGAUCAACAGGAUUCGCUCAGGCGCCUACAAAUGUCCUGACCGAAUUGGAUUUGUCAAUAGUUCCGCAGGAAAAGUGCAAUAGUACAUUACCCUCAGACGAGAGUGCACCACAAGGUAUAUUAACUAGCCAGAUAUGUGCCCAUGAUUAUGAGAAGAAUCGCGAUACCUGCCAGGGCGAUUCCGGUGGACCACUGCAGCUUAAUUUAGAGCGUAGACGUCGGCGUCAUCGGAAUCGCAGACGUUUCCGUUACUAUCUGGUGGGCAUCACCUCCUACGGCACUUAUUGCCGUAGCGAGUAUCCAGGAGUUUAUACACGAGUUUCCUCCUAUAUUGACUGGAUUUCGUCUAUAGUCUGGCCCAAUUACUAUCAAGAAUAUUCGAAUAGACGUUAAUUUAAAAAAAGACUAAGUAAUUAGUCGCAAACAGCUCAGGUUUAUGCCAUAUUGUUAAGUUUUGAAGUUGGUUGCCCGGCAACGUGGACUUUGCCCUUUUUAUUAAAUCAAUAAGAUUAAAUAUUAAUAUUGAAAACAA
Messenger RNA from Drosophila willistoni, 1688 nucleotides. Its product is annotated as serine protease snake. Gene Ontology annotation, biological process: proteolysis. The coding region runs from base 194 to 1549 and encodes 451 amino acids. Lineage: Eukaryota; Metazoa; Arthropoda; Insecta; Diptera; Drosophilidae. The transcript is spliced from 5 exons. Gene Ontology annotation, molecular function: serine-type endopeptidase activity. The record is from RefSeq and is a predicted model, not a curated record.